CAGCGAGCAAUGGCAAUGGCAGCAGUGGCGUCGCCGACCAUGGAGGUCGAUCAGGACCUCCCCGGCUUCCGCUUCCACCCCACGGAGGAGGAGCUCCUCGGCUUCUACCUCUCCCGCGUCGCCCUCGGCAAGAAGCUCCACUUCGACAUCAUCGGCACCCUCAACAUCUACCGCCACGAUCCCUGGGAUCUUCCUGGGAUGGCAAAGAUCGGGGAGAGGGAGUGGUACUUCUUCGUGCCGCGUGACCGGAAGACGGGGAGCGGCGGGCGGCCGAACCGGACGACGGAGCGGGGGUUCUGGAAGGCGACGGGGUCAGACAGGGCCAUCCGGAGCACCGCCGACUCCAAGCGGGUCAUCGGCCUCAAGAAGACGCUCGUCUUUUACCUGGACCGCGCACCGCGGGGCACCAAGACGGACUGGGUCAUGAACGAGUACCGCCUCCCCGACACCGGCGCGCCGCCGCCCCAGGAGGACACGGUGCUGUGCAAGGUGUACCGGAAGGCCACGCCGCUCAAGGAGCUCGAGCAGAGAGCCUUUGAGAUGGAGGAGAUGAAGCAAAGGUCCGGCAGCAACGGUGGGUACGACUACAGUGGCGUGGCCAGAGCGUGCCCUGUCCCGGCAGCCGGCGACUUCUACCUAUCGCCGUCCGACGACGUCCAGGACAACUUCCUGAUCCCCUCCUCGUCGUCGUCGUCGUCGGUGGCGCUGUCUGGCAAAAGCAGCAGCCACGACGCGCCCAGGGUAGCUAAGAAGGAAGCAGACGUCGCCACGGUGAACGUGCCCUUCCAUCGGCAGCUCCCGGCCGUGAACCCACCCUGCGGCCUCCAGCUCCAGGAGGCGAACCACGGGAUGUCGAAUAUGUCAAGCCUGGAGCUACCGGCGGCGAACCAUGGGCUGUCAAACAUGUCCAACCUGCGGGUACCGGCGGCGAACCAGGGUGUGCUGGACCUACCCAGCCUGCAGCUCCCUGCGGCGAGCAGCCGCGGAGUGUUCGACUGGCUAAAUGACCCGUUCCUGACGCAGCUGCGCAGCCCGUGGCAGGACCAGCAUUGCAUGUCCCCUUACGCCCAUCUGCUCUACUAAUCAGAUGCAAGACGUGCAAAGAGCAAGUAUGCAAAACUUGAAGCAGAGUAGAUGGUUAGCUGUAAAUUCAGUUGUGCAUACGAACCUAGACGUCAGUCUC
Triticum dicoccoides is the source of this 1183-nucleotide messenger RNA. Its product is annotated as NAC domain-containing protein 22-like. The record is from RefSeq and is a predicted model, not a curated record. Gene Ontology annotation, biological process: regulation of DNA-templated transcription. NCBI's taxonomy places the organism in Eukaryota, Viridiplantae, Streptophyta, Magnoliopsida, Poales, Poaceae. The transcript is spliced from 2 exons. Gene Ontology annotation, molecular function: DNA binding. Bases 10 to 1083 code for a protein of 357 amino acids.